CCAAACACAACUUUAUCUUUUCUCAAACUCUCCAACCAAAAACAAAUAUUUGUCUUCUUCACUACCAAUCUGCUUUUUUCCCAUUCCUCCAUUUCGCCUGAAAUCUCUGCAAGAAGCCAAAACCCAGAAAAUUCCAAGUAGUUAAAUUGCCUUAGCUCCUGAAGGGAAGAUUCAGGGAAACAGGAGAGAAGAGAAGGGCACAAAUGUCUUCCGACAGCGGAGAGAGACGGCCGGGGAGGAUGACGACGGGAACGGCGCAGAAGUCAACGGAGCCGGAGAAUCUGCCAUGUCCGCGCUGCGAUUCUACGAACACUAAGUUCUGUUACUACAACAACUACAACCUCUCUCAGCCUCGCCACUUUUGCAAGUCGUGCCGCCGUUACUGGACGCGCGGUGGGACCCUGCGGAACGUUCCCGUCGGCGGCGGGACCCGCAAGCAGCCCUCCAACAAGCGGCCCCGGACCACCACGCUCGCCGCCGCCUCGUCCCCGCCUGAAAUGCCGCGCGACCCGUUCCACGCUGCCGGGUCGGGUUGCGAGGUGAACCUGAACGAGGCGGUGCCGGACCCCGCCACCGCCUCCUUCACGUCAUUGCUGGGCUCCCCCGUCGGCGGCGACGGCGCGGGGUUUAUGUCGCUCGGCGGGUUCGGUCUCGGGCUUGGAGAGGCCGGCAUGCAUGGAUUCGGGUUCGGAUUGGGCAUGGUGGACUGGCCCGCGGAGACAGUAGGUGCAGCUCCCUCUGGAAAUGUGAACGGAGGCGGGCAUACCGUGGGUGGACCUGUGGGCUCUUCAAGUUGCAACACGUGGCAAAUGGGCGGUGGUCUUGUCGACGGCGACGGUGGAGAUUAUUUCGGCUGGCCGGACCUCGCAAUAUCGGCGCCGGGCAGAAGAUCUUGAAAUUAUUGUACGCGGUACACAAAAACAAGUUCGCUUUUGUUUCUGUUUCUUAGUAGCUUAGUAUAACAGGAAUUUGAACUCUGUUAAUCAUGUUUUGGUUCUUGUUUCUUUAUAUUAUUAAUUAUCAUUAGUCGUGGUAAUUAAGGUACCGCCACCUUAAAACUAUUUCAUCGACUCUAUUUGUGCUGGAUUUCGGAUUGGUGUGACUGUAGAUUUUCCCUUGUUAUUUUACAGGAGCUUUUGUUAAUGUAAAUGCUUAAAAAAAAUCAUCUUUUUUUUGACGAGUUUAAGAUGAAAAAAGAAUCUGGUUCUUGGUUUGUUU
Messenger RNA from Ipomoea triloba (trilobed morning glory), 1218 nucleotides. RefSeq names its product dof zinc finger protein DOF3.4-like. Bases 204 to 896 code for a protein of 230 amino acids. Gene Ontology annotation, molecular function: DNA binding; DNA-binding transcription factor activity. NCBI's taxonomy places the organism in Eukaryota, Viridiplantae, Streptophyta, Magnoliopsida, Solanales, Convolvulaceae. The record is from RefSeq and is a predicted model, not a curated record. The transcript has a single exon. Gene Ontology annotation, biological process: regulation of DNA-templated transcription.